Symsagittifera roscoffensis is the source of this 2667-nucleotide messenger RNA. RefSeq names its product eukaryotic translation initiation factor 5-like. Gene Ontology annotation, cellular component: cytosol. Bases 430 to 1800 code for a protein of 456 amino acids. Lineage: Eukaryota; Metazoa; Xenacoelomorpha; Acoela; Convolutidae. Gene Ontology annotation, biological process: formation of cytoplasmic translation initiation complex; translational initiation; formation of translation preinitiation complex. Gene Ontology annotation, molecular function: translation initiation factor activity; GDP-dissociation inhibitor activity; eukaryotic initiation factor eIF2 binding. The record is from RefSeq and is a predicted model, not a curated record. The transcript has 8 exons.
AUGAGCUCUAAUUGUUUCAGAUUGGUAUUAUCUAUUUAUUGAAAUCCAGCUGGAGUUCAUUCUGUAGUUCGUUAACAGAAAAUCAUCGAAAAACAAUCGAGCGCAAUAAAGGUUUAUGCCGGUUCCGAAAACCAAAAUUGGGAAAUCAAAUAUCGAGCUUGUUCGAGAGCGUCACAAAAAGCGUCGCAUCAAAAAAGUAUUGCUGACAACAGAGCCACAUCAAGGCAGUAAUCAGUCUAUGUCGAUUUAUAAAAAGCAACCUGGACUAGACAUUCUCGAGCAUUUGGGUGAAUUGCACAUACAAAACUCGACUUCCAGCGCCGAAUCUUCCAAACACAGUCAAUGUUUAUUUGAAACACACUGCAAGUCCAAAAGGUCUUCAGCUUGUCGGAUAUUUGAAUCAGAGCAGAAACGAAAUAAGUUGCAAUCAUGUCUGGAAUGGUCAACGUCAACUCGGAGGUUACCGACUCCUUCUAUCGGUACAAGAUGCCCCGAAUCCUAGCCAAGGUGGAGGGAAAAGGAAAUGGAAUCAAAACUGUUAUUGUCAAUAUGGUGGACAUUGCGAAGGCGCUCAGCCGACCACCAGCUUAUCCUUGCAAAUAUUUUGGAUGUGAACUUGGCGCUCAAACUCAAAUCGACGCCAAAAAGGAACGAUACAUUGUUAAUGGGUCUCAUGACGGUUCCAGACUGCAAGAAUUACUAGAUGGGUUUAUUAAGAAGUUCGUGCUCUGUCCAGAGUGCGACAAUCCGGAGACUACUCUGCUACCUAAUCAGAAGAAGAAAAUUAUUCCUCAGAAAUGCAUGGCCUGUGGCUACACAAAUGCUACCGUUGACAUGACUCACAAAGUCUGCACUUACAUACUGAACCAUCCUCCCGAGAUGAGCGAAUCGGCGGCGAAGAACUAUGCGAGCAAGAAGAAACGUGGCGGUGAUGAGAACGGAGAUGACGAAGGCUUGGACAUGGGAGAUGAUGACGAACUGGAAGAAGUGAUUCCGACUGGGAAUGGAACUGCGAAUGGGGCAGACGACAGAGAGUUCGACGACUGGUCGGAAGAUACGAGUGCGGAUGCAGUGGCCAAGCGACAGCAGGAUCUAAGCAUGGGGGUGAAAGGACUGACUAUCACUGUGGAACUGGAGAAGACUCCUCUGGAACGACAAGAACUGUUCUACAAUUUCAUGGAGGAGAAGAAGCGUGAAGGCAAACUGGACGACCUGGCAGUUGCAAAAGAAGUGUAUGAGAAGGCCAUGGAACUAGACAUCAACGAUACUGCGCCUCUGAUCAUGGUCGGCGUCAUCUUCACUGAGAAUGUGCUGAAAGAGAUGCCCCUUUACAAGAACCUGUUUCUGCGCUUCCUUCAUGUGAAAGACAUCAAGGAUGGAGCGAGACCGAACGAGAGAGCCCAGAAGCAGUUGUUAGGUGGUCUGGAAAAAUUGAUAGAGGCACACAAGGAUCAGCUAAUCAGCAAGGUGCAGAACAUGCUGUAUGUGGCCUAUGACAACGGACUCAUCUCUGAAGAGGUCGUGAUCGAAUGGAGCAAGAAGGCUACUAAGAAGUUUGUGUCGCGUGAGUUGUCCAAGGAGAUCCGAGCCAAAGCAGCUCCCUUUGUGGAAUGGCUGCAGAAUGCGGAGGAGGAUUCGGACGAAGAGGACGAGGAUGGUGAAGGAAACGAGGAUGACGGAGACAUCGAGUUCUCGACUUCGACCACCACCCGAGCAGCGGCAGCUCCGACCUCCAACGGGGCUUCGGCAGGAGCAGCACAGAACGAGGAAGAUGACGACUUAGACAUAGAUGACAUCUAAGCCGACAUGCCACUAGGCCGAAUGAAAUGAAACUAAGACUUAAGCAGAGAUCAGAAAUUAUUCACUUUAGUUUCAAAACAGAAAACAUAUUUACUUGUGAUAGAACUAACAAGAUUGCAUGGCUCGUAUACCUUAACAUUGAUCUUAGUUAACCUUGCUUGCACCGUUCGUUUGCGACCAGCCAUCAUGUAUAUUCCUCCGUUCCUGGACUUCUCGACUCAUUAAAACAUUAAGAUUAACCUUCUCAACAGUUUUAAAAGUCCAGGAACAAAUAAAGAACAUCACGCCAUGAAUAUAAAUUAAAAGUUGACAAACUAUUGAUGAUUUUCAGUUGUUGAGACCACUGGUUACAUAAACACGAUUCUCUUAUGAUUCUGUUGAAGCUUAUUUUGGUUUUAUAUUUAAAAUUGUUUUGAUGCCUUAUUUGAUUAUCAGUCUUCUGAAUACCUAAAUAUUGACGUUCAGCUUGGUUCCAGUUAAAUAUCAUGUGUUCUCGUUUUAUAAUUACGUCAUGCUACGAUUAUCAUAAUUUAAAAUCGACUAUAGUUGAAAUUUAUAUAGAAAUGAUAUUGGUAUUUUCAAAAACGAGGUCACAUUUUAAACAUAAGUUUUAUUUGCUGUUAAACCACGAGAGUUUGCAGCGAAGUUCACCAUUUCAUGUCUUAUAUUGAUAAAUGCGGGAGUUUGUAAAUCUUGCUUUGAGUUGAAUAAUCAUGGUUCGAAUUCAAAAUUUCCUUCAAUGUGGUUCGAAUUGAAUUAAAAUGGUGUAUACUGUAUCAGACGAACGAAAUUGAUGGUUCGUUGUUUUACAUGUAACAAAAUGUGCAUAUUUAAUCUCUACUUUCAGAAUUGAGCCUUAUUUGGUCG